GGCUGCCUUAGCAACGGACGCGGUCCCGCAUAAGACUCGUACAUGUGCUAUGUAGUACCGUAUGUGUUGUGGGUUUCAGAUUUCACUUAACUGUGGUAGGGGGUAAGGUUAGUCCCCUCCCAGAAGGUUGGAUAUACCUGAACUUGGACUUCUGGCCAACGAAGACUUUCUUCCAAUGGAUCCGUUGUGAGAUCAGAGUAUUUGGACCGUCGCCCCUGUUGACUUAAAGAGAAACAUCUGUUGGUGCUUUCAUUGGAACCAUGUACACAUAGCCAACGUCCCAACUGCUACUUGAUAUAUCUAUGCUUUGAGGUAUAAGAAGGAGUUUUCCUGGGGUUCUAAACGGCAAUCAUCACCAUGCCUAUUUUAGCUAAGAAGAAGCUCUUCACUACUCAGUAUUACGAUGAUUAUCGGAAAGGAAAGAGAAAGCUAGUUCAGACUGGCAUGCGGCCCAGCUCAGCCCAUCGAAGGAACAACCCCCAUCCCCAAUCGGACUUUCUUGAGCCCAAGAACAUAAAGGAACAAGAUGCACAGAUGGCCUUGCAGCACCGGGUCCAGAGGGCGGUCCAGGACUAUGUCCUCAAGUCCAUCGGAGAAGGCAAGCUCAACAACAUCAAGAGGAUAAUGGAACACAGAGAGUACCCACAACUCACCCAGUCUCUCCCUGCUAGACCCGGCGGUCAAGGACCUGGGAUUAGUAUACAUCCCAAUCAGCCAAAACAUAAUUUCAAACAAUGGAUUAUGAGGACUAGAAAAUACUCUCGUGAUAUAGAUCUGGACGGGUUCAUUAAAUCAUCAUUGAACAUUCUUGAAGAGGGCCAACGUGCUGAUAAGAAAGAAUUGAAACGAGAAAGAGGGAACCAUUACAAAGCUGCUGCAAAGACCUACGGGCAGAUACCUGCCACGCCCCGUCCCCCAUCAGUCAAAUUCCAGAGCACUACCCCUCGCAAACCCCUCCUAAACCUCAGCACACAAUCCAUGACAGGAGGGAAGACAAAACGCACCCAUACACCACCCACCCCACCCCUGCAGGCAAGAAGAUCGAAAUCAGUUGCAUACGAGGCACAAGCUGCUGCGUUGGCUGGGUCAGAUGAACAGAGACCGGUGCUCUCUAGAUCCAAGACAGCUCCAGGACAGGUUGAAAUGGUUGGUAAACAUGGUAAAGAGAACAGAAAUGAAAAAGAAGACGAAAAGGCGGUUAAAGAAUCGCUUCCGGUUGCACCAAAGUCUGACAACCUAGCCCCAAGAAUGAAGGCUUGGGUCGAGGGAGCCACAGAUUUCGAAAAAGAUGUGGCAUACAACAUGCUUCAAUCUCUCAAUGGCAACCAACCCGUUCCUCGGCCAGCAGCCCCUGCAACCUCUAUGAUGAAUCAGGGUCGGAUGGGGCCAGCUAACAGCAGAGUCCCAGCAGCCACACAUGUCUAUGUUCCACCUUCACCAGCCCCUAGACAACCAGUACCUAACAGAAACGGAAGAGAUGACACCCAGGUCCAGGCCUGGAUGAAACAACUUAGAGAGAAGCUAGAGCUGCAACAACCAGGUCUGGACAUCCGCCAGCUCCCCAAGUCCUUAGCAGCAUCCCACCCACAAGCCCCUCGGAAGAAGAGGGUCACCCUCCCCGAGGAGUACCGACACGAGAAUAGCCAUUUUAUGAUGACGAAGCCGACAUACCGACGUCAUUUUAUCAUCGCACCUGAUUGGGUCUCUGAGAGGACAUCUCAUCGUCGACUUCAACAGCAGGGCUGGGCUAGGAAGAACCGAAUCGGUAGUCAAGGUGUAGGCUAUUGAAUCGACGGUUUAACAUCCUAAGAUCUUGGUCACACUAAACAAGCCAACUACAAACCGAUCAUUGUAACGUUAUAAGGUUAUAUCUGCAUCAUUAGCCUAUAUAUUUUCGGUCGCACUAAGAAUUCUGGGCACCACCAAACCCACAAUUAUCAUGUAAAACCAAGGCAUUGUGAAGUUGGUGGUCUGGUUUAACUCCUGUUGGUGUGACUGAGGUCUUCAUCGAUGUUUUUUCUGUUAUACUGUAAUGUUGUAAUUGAGUAUCAUGACACAUAAACUCUAAAAUUUACAAAUGCUAAAAUGGGAUCGGACCUGACUACAGGGAAACCGGUUAUCAUUCGGUAUGCUAUUCGUAGUCGAAUGGUAUUAUUUUGAUUGCGGCCUUUGAAAGUGACUGCAUAGCGUGCAGUUGAUUGUGUCAUGGCACUUAUUUUGUUUUACAGUAAUUCAUCCUUGUUUUAGUUUUGUUUCCUUGCGUUACCCAUAAAGCGGCAAACUUUGGAAUGAGACAACGGAAUUUAUUUCGGAAAUUUGAUAUGAGGGGUUAGAGGUUGUGGUUGAUAGAACAAUCAUUGAUGGGAAAUGUUCCCAUGUUCCUAAAAUGCGAGAGUACAAAGCGAGGGAAUAGCAUUUCGGUUUGGGGUAGUGAUAAUUGUAUUGUUUCUCUUCCUUUGUGUUGUGGUAAAGAAGAGUGCAUGUAUUUUCAAUCGCAAGGCGUUGUAAUAUUGGGUGAUAAACCAAGUUGUAGACCUCUUCAAUUACAAGAGGUUUUUUUUUCGCUCCAAUGGAGUGUGGUUGAAAUUAUUUUUGUGAUCAUUUGAAUUAUGUCAAGUUGGGCAAGUGGGGAGGGGGUUACUUCUCUUUACUAUGUGAAUAAUAACAUAAAAUGUUAUGCAGGGCCCGCUGGUAGAGCAGUUUCCUAACUGAAGUGGCUACCCUUGGUAAAUAAAACGUUAUUAUUAUUAUAUGGUGACGGAAAAACAGACAGCAUGUCGCUGCCAAAAUACAUGGGCCAGUAAAACGACGGUUUUAUUUCAAAUCAAUGGGAAAUAUGAAACAUAAAUGUCGUUUGAGAAAACUGCGAGUGGAACUGUCAUCUUAAUUGACCAAUGUCAUUUUGUUACCAGCAGGUCUUGACGUACAAGUCAUAAAAAAUAUCAAAUAAAUUGAGUGCAAUGUUUAGUCGCCAAUUUAUCAUGUAAAUACUUCACCUGAAAAAUCAUUAAAUCAUACUGUCAUAUCGUCCUCUAACUUAUUAAUUAUGAGUAAAUGAAUUUUCAAUGUUUUGUUUUCAUAUUUAAGGAUUAUAUACUUUAUAUUAUGGUAUUUAAUAACCUUAUACAGUAUCAAACUCCGUCCUUUUCUGAAUAUACGCAAU
This is a messenger RNA of Lytechinus variegatus (green sea urchin), 3163 nucleotides long. RefSeq lists its product as uncharacterized. The transcript has 9 exons. Lineage: Eukaryota; Metazoa; Echinodermata; Echinoidea; Temnopleuroida; Toxopneustidae. The record is from RefSeq and is a predicted model, not a curated record. The coding region runs from base 358 to 1788 and encodes 476 amino acids.